Messenger RNA from Vombatus ursinus (common wombat), 4297 nucleotides. It is a transcript of the gene SCUBE3, whose product is annotated as signal peptide, CUB domain and EGF like domain containing 3. Gene Ontology annotation, biological process: signal transduction. Bases 45 to 3068 code for a protein of 1007 amino acids. NCBI's taxonomy places the organism in Eukaryota, Metazoa, Chordata, Mammalia, Diprotodontia, Vombatidae. Gene Ontology annotation, cellular component: cell surface. The record is from RefSeq and is a predicted model, not a curated record. The transcript is spliced from 23 exons. Gene Ontology annotation, molecular function: calcium ion binding.
CCCUGCCUGCUCUCCCCUUCCCUCCCCUCCGACAGGCUCGGGCCAUGGGGUUGGGGAGCGUCUUUGGACUCUGCCUGCUCUUAGUCCUCGUCCUCAUCCACGCCCGCGCCUCUCAGCAAAGUAAAGCCAGCCAAGAUGUGGAUGAAUGUGUGGAAGGCACCGACAACUGCCACAUUGAUGCCAUUUGCCAGAACACUCCCCGUUCCUAUAAGUGCAUCUGCAAAUCUGGCUAUAGUGGAGAUGGCAAACACUGCAAAGAUGUGGAUGAGUGUGAGCGGGACGACAAUGCCGGUUGUGUACAUGAGUGUGUUAACAUCCCUGGUAACUACCGAUGCACCUGCUAUGAUGGCUUCCACCUGGCACACGAUGGACAUAACUGUCUGGACCUAGAUGAGUGUGCUGAGGGCAAUGGGGGCUGUCAGCAGAGCUGUAUCAACAUGAUGGGCAGUUAUGAGUGCCUCUGUCGAGACGGCUUCUUCCUCAGUGACAACCAGCACACCUGUAUCCAGAGGCCAGAAGAAGGAAUGAAUUGCAUGAACAAGAACCACGGCUGUGCCCAUAUAUGCCGUGAAACACCCAAAGGGGGUAUUGCCUGUGAAUGCCGCCCAGGUUUUGAGCUUACCAAGAACCAGCGAGACUGCAAAUUGACAUGUAACUAUGGCAAUGGUGGCUGCCAGCAUACGUGUGAUGACACAGAACAAGGACCCAAAUGUGGCUGCCAUGUCAAGUUUGUUCUACACACUGAUGGAAAGACAUGCAUUGGGGAAAGGCGGCUAGAGCAGCACAUCCCCCCCCAGGCCGUUUCUAAUGAGACAUGUGCUGUCAACAACGGUGGAUGUGACAGCAAGUGCCAUGAUGCGGCUACUGGUGUCCACUGCAGCUGCCCCGUGGGCUUCAUGUUACAGUCUGACAGAAAGACUUGCAAAGACAUAGACGAGUGCCGCCUGAACAAUGGGGGCUGUGACCACAUAUGCAGAAACACAGUUGGCAGCUUUGAAUGCAGCUGCAAGAAAGGCUACAAGCUGCUCAUCAAUGAGCGGAGCUGCCAGGAUAUUGAUGAGUGCUCCUUCGACCGAACCUGUGACCACAUCUGUGUCAACACCCCAGGAAGCUUCCAGUGUUUCUGUCACCGAGGCUACCUGCUCUAUGGGCUCACCCAUUGUGGGGAUGUGGACGAAUGCAGCAUUAACCGAGGAGGUUGCCGUUUUGGCUGCAUCAACACCCCUGGGAGCUAUCAGUGCACCUGCCCUUCAGGCCAGGGACGCCUGCACUGGAAUGGCAAGGACUGCACAGAGCUGGUGAAGUGCCAGGGCAGCCUUGGUGCCCCUCGGGCCAUGCUCAGCUGUAGCAGGUCAGGCAAGAAGGACACUUGUGCUCUGACCUGCCCCUCCCGGGCUCGAUUUCUGCCAGAAUCAGAGAACGGCUUCAUGGUAAGCUGCGGCACGCCCAGUCCCCGCUCCUCCCAAUCCAGGAGUGGUAACACCACCAGUACCCACCAUUGCCUUGAAACAGCAGUGCUAUCUGUCAAACAACGAGCUUCCUUCAAGAUUAAAGAUGCCAAGUGUCGCCUGCACCUUCGAAACAAGGGCAAGCUGGAGGAGGCAGGCAGAGUGCCAGCAUCAGGUGGAACUCCCUGUUCCGACUGCCAUGUCACCUUUAUCCACCUGAAGUGUGAUUCAUCCCGUAAAGGGAAAGGACGCCGUGCCCGGACUCCUCCUGGGAAGGAAGUCACCCGUCUCACUUUGGAACUAGAGGCUGAAGUCAAAGCUGAAGAAACCACAGCAAGCUGUGGGCUGCCUUGCCUCCGACAGAGGAUGGAACGGCGGCUGAAAGGGUCACUGAAGAUGCUAAGGAAAUCUAUCAAUCAGGAUCGCUUCCUACUGCGCCUUGCGGGCCUGGAUUAUGAGCUGGCACACAAGCCAGGCCCAGCUGGGGAGCGAGUGGAACAGGCAGAGGCCUGUGUGCCUGGGCAGCAUCGCACUGGGGUCAAGUGUGUCAGCUGCCCGCAGGGAACGUAUUACCACGGCCAGACGGAGCAGUGUGUGCCAUGCCCGCCAGGCACCUUCCAAGAGAGGGAAGGGCAGCUCUCCUGUGACCUGUGCCCUGGGAGUGAUGCCCAUGGGCCCCUCGGAGCCACCAACAUCACCACAUGUGCAGGUCAGUGCCCACCAGGUCAGUACUCAGCAGAUGGGUUCAAACCAUGCCAGCAAUGCCCACGUGGCACCUACCAGCCUGAGUCAGGACGAACACUGUGCUUCCCAUGUGGUGGGGGCCUCACCACCAAGCAUGAAGGGGCUGUCUCCUUCCAAGACUGUGAUACCAAAGUCCAGUGUUCCCCUGGUCACUACUAUAACAUCAGCAUCCAUCGUUGUAUCCGUUGUGCCCUGGGUUCCUACCAACCGGAAUUUCGCCAGAACUUCUGCACCCGCUGCCCAGGAAACACCAGCACUGACUUUGAUGGCUCCACCAGUGUAACCCAGUGUAAAAAUCGCCAGUGUGGUGGGGAGAUAGGUGAGUUCACUGGAUAUAUCGAAUCCCCCAACUAUCCUGGCAACUACCCAGCAGGAGUAGAGUGCACUUGGAACAUCAAUCCACCACCUAAGCGAAAGAUCCUCAUUGUAGUGCCGGAGAUUUUUCUACCCUCCGAAGACGAGUGCGGGGAUGUCCUUGUCAUGCGCAAGAACUCCUCUCCAUCCUCCAUCACCACCUAUGAGACGUGCCAGACCUAUGAGCGGCCCAUUGCCUUCACUGCUCGCUCCCGAAAGCUCUGGAUCAACUUCAAAACAAGUGAAGCCAACAGUGCCAGGGGCUUCCAGAUACCCUAUGUCACCUAUGAUGAGGACUAUGAACAAUUAGUAGAGGACAUUGUGCGAGAUGGUCGGCUCUACGCCUCUGAAAACCACCAAGAGAUUCUGAAGGAUAAGAAGCUCAUCAAGGCCUUCUUUGAAGUGCUAGCCCACCCACAGAACUACUUCAAGUACACAGAGAAGCACAAGGAGAUGUUACCCCGAUCCUUCAUCAAGCUGCUACGCUCCAAAGUUUCCAGCUUCCUUCGACCUUACAAAUAGCCCUCCCCAGCCCCACAGACCCCAGCUUCGAAGCUCCCUGGUUGCCUAACCCUCAUAGCCCAACAGCCCUCAUCUUCUGCCAAGGAACUCUCUUUUUGGGGAAAACAAAUAUUCACUAUGCAGACUACUUACUUUCCCAUUCUGUCCCUCCAUCUCCCUGCCUUUCUCUCUCUGAUUUACCCAUUUUUCCAUUUCCUACAUGCUCCCUGAGUGUUGGAAAAGCCAUUCAGUGCUAGCUCUGUUCCCCCUAAGGGAUGGAAGUAGCAGCCCCACAAACUGAUCUUUUCCCUAACCCAUGCUCUGUGGUCAGGAUCAGUUUGAAAGGGGUGAGGGGGUCCAUGAAGGCAAUUGGUCUUAGGGCAAUUGUGCCCUAGAGGCAAGGCAGGGAAGGUGUAUCUGCCAUUCUCAGGGCUGUGCCCUGACUGUCUAGAGCCAGAAUCCUCCCCUCCUCUCUGAUACAUAUCCCUCAACCCAUGGAAACUCAGGCAGCCCAGGGUCUUACCAAAGAAGUCUUUGGCCUGCAGGCAUUUCCCUAGCACUGGUCCUCUGUGGGGCAUAGUUUGGGCACCACCCUCAACCCCACCCUCCACCACCACCACUGAGACCGGGGUGGAGCAAGCAUCUUGUCAAGAUUGUCCUAGUAUUCCUCCUCCUUGCCCCACAUACUGUGCCUGAGCUUUACCACUCAAGGGCUCACAAUGAUACUCACCACUGAGCUGGUGAUCUCUGAACUAAAUGAUGAGGAACAGACGAGGAAUGGGCAAUUGCCGUGCAGAUCACAUUGCCGUGGCUUCCAGGAGAAAACAUAAAGCUCCACAGAAGAGAAACCAGGUUUUUAAGCAUUGCCAAAAAAGAAAAAAAAAUCUAAAGGACUACACUACAGAAUGACUGAAUACUAACCGCAGACACUAAUCCUUUGCCCCAACCUAUAGCCCCUGGCUCAGCCAUCCUCCCUUAUCCCCAUUCCAGUGCUCCCUGGGGGAGUCCUGCACCACUUCCUAAGUCACAUCCUUAAAGAACCAUGGCUGCUGAUGGGAAACCACCCUGGGCCAUAGCUGGCAGCCCCAGGUAUCUCAAUGGGCUCCACCAAAGAGGGUUCAGCCCUGUGGACUGGAGCUGCCUGCCCCUGGCCCCAGGCCCUGGGCAACGAGAGGAACGUGUGUGCACGUGGAGAGCCUUUUGCCCACCUUGUCCACAUCUAAUAAGUGCAAUCAUUUUGAGUCUUUAUG